This is a messenger RNA of Aspergillus terreus NIH2624, 1194 nucleotides long. RefSeq lists its product as uncharacterized. NCBI's taxonomy places the organism in Eukaryota, Fungi, Ascomycota, Eurotiomycetes, Eurotiales, Aspergillaceae. The coding region runs from base 1 to 1194 and encodes 397 amino acids. The record is from RefSeq and is a predicted model, not a curated record. Gene Ontology annotation, molecular function: heme binding; iron ion binding; oxidoreductase activity, acting on paired donors, with incorporation or reduction of molecular oxygen. The transcript is spliced from 4 exons.
AUGGUACGAGAUAGCUAUUCCCCCUGUGUUUUAUUUACCCGGGCUACUUCAGUUGACACGACGUUUCUCACUAUAUGCCCUAUCGUCCGUUUAAGUCCUGGUGAGGUCUCAGUGUCGGAUAUCAGUGCAUCCCGAGAGAUCCAUCGAGUGGGAGGGCAGUUCCUGAAAUCGCCGUGGUAUCUGACCCUCACAGCUAAGGGAGUUGAAAACCUGUUCAACACCAUCGAUCCACAAUUUCAUGGGCGCCACCGGCGUCUUCUUUCUAUGCCGAUGUCAGAUACCUCUCUCCGCGGUGUCGAACCUUUGGUCAAUUCCAAGAUCCAGUUUACCAUUCAACGUAUGAAAGGUGAUAUAGAGCGAACAGGUGUUGUCGAUAUUUACAAGUGGUGGAUCCUCAUGGCAAGCGACAUUAUCGGUGAGCUGAGCUUUGGGGAAUCACUUGGCUUACUAGAGAUUGGAAUGGAAAGUCCAUUCAUCACUGAUCUCAAAGCCGUCGGUACGAUGGAAGCCUUGAAUACAACAUUCCCUUGUCUCGUAAACCUUGCGAGUAUCUUUCCUCUCCCUUUCAUUCCAAAUGUGGUAUCUGGCGGCCGCCGAAUGGUGCAGUACGCGGAUGAAGCCCUUGCACGCUACAAGAAUCACCUUGUCACCAAUGCAGAAAACCCAAAGGUGUCACUUUUUACCAGGAUCUACAAGGCUACCGAGGACGGACUGACCGACGCCGAAGUUAGAGACGACGCUCUCAGCUAUAUCAUCGCGGGAAGCGAUACCACUGCUACUUCUCUGACAUACCUUGUGUGGGCUGUUUGCCGUAGUCCCCGUAUAAAGCAGGCGUUGCUGGAAGAGGUGAACUCUCUUCCUGAUGGCUUCAAUGACCAAGAUACUCGCCGACUGUCCUUCUUAGGCCAAGUCAUCAACGAGACCCUUCGUUUUUUUAACCCAUCUCGCUGGGAAAACGCGACAAAGCUAAUGAAAGAUGCGUUUAUGCCAUUUGGCGGAGGUUCUCGCAUCUGCAUCGGGCUACACCUGGCCCUACGCGAGAUCCGUCUAGCAACUUGUUAUUUCUUCCGCACAUUCCCUCAUGCAGAAGUAUUCGACGAGAAGACCACUGAUGCGGAUAUGGAGCAAGUAAUAUACUUUUUGAUGGCACCGAAAGGAAAGCGGUGCUUCAUCAAAUCUCCGGGAUCAGUCUAA